CUUCCGGGAGGGACGCAGGACUGUCCAAUCACGAUCGACUCCAGAAGUGCCGGUCGGGGCAAAUAAUGUACUUGCAUGCUGAAGAAACGGAGUAACAGAAAAUAACUGUCAAUACAUUCACUCGUGGAGUAUAAACAGGACCGUAUUUUCUCCCACCUCACACAACAGCAGCAUGGAUACAGAGGGAUUUGGGGAGCUCUUGCAGCAGGCAGAGCAGCUGGCUGCUGAGACCGAAGCAGUGUCUGAACUUCCUCAUGUGGAAAGGAACCUUCAGGAGAUCCAGCAGGCGGGGGAGAGGCUUCGAUCUCGCACACUGACCCGCACCUCCCAAGAUGCUGCAGACGUAAAAGCGUCCAUCCUCCUUGGUUCCAGAGGUUUAGACAUCUUCCACAUUUCUCAGAGGCUAGAAAGUCUCAGCGCUGCCACCACGUUUGAGCCCCUGGAGCCGGUCAAAGACACGGACAUACAGGGCUUCCUGAAGAACGAGAGGGACAACGCCCUCCUGUCCGCCAUCGAGGAGUCUCGCCGCAGGACGUUCCUGCUGGCCGAAGAGUACCAUCGGGAGUCGAUGCUGGUUCAGUGGGAGCAGGUGAAGCAGAGAGUGCUGCACACACUGCUGGGAGCAGGAGAAGACGCUCUGGACUUCAGUCAAGACGUGGAGCCCAGCUUUGUGAGUGAAGUGACUGCUCCAGGAAGAAGUGCGUUAGACAGUGUGGAGGUGGCCUACGGACGCCAGAUCUACAUUUUCAAUGAGAAGAUAGUGAACGGGCACAUUCAGCCUAAUCUGGGAGAUUUAUGUGCUUCAGUAGCAGAAAGCCUGGACGACAAGAACGUAUCAGAGUUGUGGCUGAUGGUGAAGCAGAUGACAGACGUGUUGUUGGUUCCAGCCAAAGACACUCUGAAGAGUCGCACGAGUGUUGAAAUGCAAAUGGCCUUUGUACGCCAGGCACUUGCUUUCCUUGAGAACAGUUAUAAAAACUACACCAUGGUGACCGUCUUUGGGAACCUCCAUCAGGCCCAACUAGGAGGGGUGCCUGGAACAUACCAGCUAGUCCGCAGCUUCCUUAACAUCAAGCUACCAGGGCCUCUGCCUGGCAUGCAGGACGGUGAGAUAGAAGGCCACCCAGUGUGGGCUGUGAUCUACUACUGCCUGCGCUGUGGCGACCUGAAUGCAGCCAUGCAGGUGGUGAACAGAAUGCAACAUCAGCUGGGAGAUUUCAAGACCUGGUUUCAGGAAUACAUGAACAGUCCUGACAGACGACUUUCCCCGACUUCAGAGAACAAGCUUCGCUUGCACUACCGCAGAGUGCUGAGAAACUGUGCCGAUCCAUACAAGAGAGCUGUCUACUGCAUGAUUGGGAAAUGUGACAUCAAUGACAACCACGGAGAGAUAGCAGACAAGACUGAGGACUACCUCUGGCUUAAGCUGAACCAGGUGUGUUUCGAUGAUGACGGCAGCAGCUCUCCUCAGGACAGACUCACCCUGCCACAGCUACAGAAACAGCUGCUGGAAGACUAUGGAGAGUCCCAUUUUUCUGCGAGCCAGCAGCCCUUCCUGUAUUUCCAGGUGUUGUUCCUGACAGCUCAGUUUGAGGCGGCGGUGGCUUUCUUGUUUCGGGUCGAGCGACUCAGGAGUCACGCCGUGCACGUGGCGUUGGUCCUGUAUGAGCUACGGCUGCUGCUGAAGUCCACUGGUCAAAGCGCUCAGCUACUGAGCCAGGAGCCCGGUGACCCUCCCAUGGUGCGUCGGCUGAAUUUUAUCCGCCUGCUCAUGCUCUACACUCGCAAGUUUGAGUCCACGGAUCCACGUGAAGCGCUGCAGUAUUUCUACUUCCUGCGCAAUGAAAAAGACAACCAGGGCGAGAACAUGUUCAUGCGCUGUGUCAGUGAACUUGUUAUUGAGAGUCGAGAGUUCGACAUGCUUUUGGGGCGAUUGGAGAAGGACGGCAGUAGGAAGCCCGGAGUCAUAGAUAAGUUUGCUGGGGACACCAGAGCUAUCAUCAGUAGAGUGGCUCUGGAGGCCGAGAACAAAGGUUUGUUUGAGGAGGCGGUCAAACUCUACGAGCUGGCCAAGAACCCAGAUAAGGUGCUGGAGCUGAUGAAUCGGCUCCUGAGUCCGGUCAUCGCCCAGGUCAGCGCGCCUCAGUCCAACAAGGAGAGGCUAAAAAACACUGCCGUAGCCAUCGCCGAAAGGUAUCGCUCUCAGGGCGUAGCAGGAGAUAAGUCGGUCGACAGUACCUUCUACCUGCUCUUAGACCUGAUGACGUUCUUCGACGAGUACCACGCGGGGCACGUCGACAGAGCUUAUGAUGUGAUGGAGCGCUUAAAGCUUCUUCCGCUCAGUCAGGACAGCGUGGAGGAGAGAGUGGCGGCUUUCAGGAACUUCAGUGAUGAGGUGCGUCACAACCUGUCUGAGGUGCUGUUGGCCACCAUGAACAUCCUCUACACACAGUACAAACGCCUGAAGGGGGCACCAGCCGGCACACCAGGACGACCACAGAGGACCAUGGAGGACAGAGACACGCAACUACGCGGUCAGGCCAGAGCCUUGAUCACCUUCGCUGGCAUGAUUCCCUAUAACAUGGCCGGGGACACCAACGCGAGACUGGUGCAGAUGGAGUUACUGAUGAACUGAGACUCUCUCUCUCUCACACACACACACACACGCACGAUGACCAGAAACCUCUGGGCUUUUGAAGACCGGCUCAUUCACACGCGUUCGUCAUCAUGUUAAGAGAUACGUUGGUUUUUUCGCUCAUGUGAAAUCCCGUCAGUCUGUUGUUUUUGUUAUUUCCAUUGUCUUGUUUCAUAUUUGUAUCUGUGAUGAUUUGGAAUAAAAAGUUUGCUUUUCAUUCGUCUUUUUUGUUUUGAAACAUUUUAUGUUCCGUUACAUUUUCUUCCUUUUUUUCCUCGUUUUGCUUCAUUUUAUUUCAGUGCUACUGUCAAAGUUGUGAAAAUGUUAUAAUAUGUGUUUAAUACAAGUUUUCAGUUUUAUAUGGGAGCCAUUACAUGCACGCUGGAGCACAUUAGUCAUCACGCACCUAUAUUAACUUGCACAAAGGAAAAACUGGAGACUACAUCCUGAGAGUGAACUCGUCUAAAGAAGCUGCAUACGCUUUUUUUUUUUUAACCCAACAAACUCGAAAUGCCCGAUGUCCCUCCUGGGGGAAUAAAUAAGGUGAAAUCUAAUUGAAUCGUCUCCCUGGGAAACAAAACGAGCCCGUUCCUCUCAGCCUUACGCAGUCCCGAGUGUCGCAGGCCAUAGCCGUGCCGUUUCCACAGGCUGUGGAGCGCUAUCUGUGACACGUCCUGUCCCCUGGCAGAUGGUUGGUUGGCUAGAGCUCAGCUAUCGGACUUGGGGGGAUAUUUCUGUCUCUAUCAGAGGGGAAAUCAGUGGAACAAAAGGAGACAUAUUUUACCGCAUGCUGCAGGGCGAGUGCGUCCUCGUGGUGUUCGUGCCUUGUGCGUAUUUUCAAAGGAAAGGAGGUCGUCUUAAAAUAUUUUAUUAGUAAAAAACAAACUAGUUUUUAACCAAAAAUGUGGACGUUGUUUAACUUUGUGAUACGUUUGUAUGUAAAGUUCCUUCAAAUCGUUUUUUUAGGGCUUCUGUCACCACGAUUUUGUGCUAUGCGCACCGUAAUCGCCCGGACAUGCAUUUAGAGCAGCAUAUCAACCACUGCUGCCUUUGUAAUCUACCUGAACUGAGACCAUUGCAAGCACCUCCUGGAACGCCCUGUCAAACAUUCAGCAGCACAGCCAGACGUCGCUUGAGGUUUGCUAGAAAAACUGGCCCUCCAUCUCCUCUGCUAAGUUUGUGGCCCACACUCUGUGUCCUUCAGUCUGGCCUGAGAGAACACAGAUGGAGGCUCAUUCUGUCUCUGCUGCUCCACAUAACUGUGCAGACAAGUCGGGAUCAUUCGUGGUCACAAACACAGCUGAGCUGAACGGUAAAGGAGGUCCACGCUGUUGUGCUCGAGCGUCUUUUUGUCUCACCUUUGCAUUCCUUAUGUUUUUCUGCUUACGUCGUCGUUAGAGCGGUUUUGUCCUCAGUCCUAGCAUGACACAGAAAGAAGACUUGGAUGGUAUCAUGUUUGAGUGUUUAUGACUCGAUCUCAGCUCGGCACCAAUUCUAAAUUGACGUUUUUAUUGGGCGGUGCAGUCUGUCUCAGGAAAAUGCUCGUGUUUUAAGAGCUCCAUCACCCGAAGAUCUGCCUCUCAGGUGUGUGUGCCGCAGCUGGUGUUGUGAAUCAGGCCGAUGACACACACCUCUUAUAAUCCGGCUAUUUCACAACACCAGGGUGGCCCUGCACCGCUUCCGACGAGACGAGGACCCUCUGCGUACUGCUGAGGUUCGUCAGCCAAACGAAGCAGAGCUGGGAUAACUCAGUCUUCAGUCCUACAAUGAUCAUUUGUGUACUUUAAAAAGGAAAAAUUAUGAACGUGUCAGUUAAAUCUGCCGAGAUCAUUUUUUCUUUUUCAGUUACUUUAGUCAAAUUUACUCUGAUAUCAGGUGUACAUCUGUUUGAUGAAAUCUUAUAUAAACUCAACGCUUUAAGCUGUAAAGCAUAAGCUUCCCUCUUUGGUCCAUUAAUAAAGAAUAUACCAUA
Molecule: messenger RNA, 4607 nt
Organism: Oreochromis niloticus (Nile tilapia)
Lineage: Eukaryota; Metazoa; Chordata; Actinopteri; Cichliformes; Cichlidae
Gene: nup93
Product: nucleoporin 93
Exons: 22
Coding region: 173-2635 (820 amino acids)
Biological process (GO): poly(A)+ mRNA export from nucleus; protein import into nucleus
Cellular component (GO): nuclear pore
Molecular function (GO): structural constituent of nuclear pore
Source: RefSeq, a predicted model, not a curated record